AUGUUUUCCCGUUCAGCCAUCUCUGUCCAAAAGACCUUCAUCCGUGGUGUCCGUUUCAACUCCACUGCUUCAAAAGCUACCAAUGCUGCUCAAGGUUUUGUUGAAAAAAUCACAGCUAAUGUUAACAAAGCUGUUUAUUGGUCAAAAGUUACUGGUGAAUUAGCUAAACAAGUUUAUUUAAAAGAAAAAUUAUCUCCUCCAUCAAUUGCUGAUUUCCAAACUGUUUACACAACCUUAUACAAACAAGUUUUACAAUUAUCAACUAAACCAAAAGAAGUUUUAUCUUUUGCUAAAAAUUUUGGUAAAAAUGAAGCUUUAAACUAUGGUUCUUUAGCUAUUCAAUUACUUGGUUUAUUUUCAUUAGGUGAAAUCAUUGGUCGUCGUCAAAUUGUUGGUUACCCACAAUUCGGUUCUCAAACUCAUCAUUAG
Molecule: messenger RNA, 429 nt
Organism: Hansenula ciferrii
Lineage: Eukaryota; Fungi; Ascomycota; Saccharomycetes; Phaffomycetales; Wickerhamomycetaceae
Gene: ATP20
Product: F1F0 ATP synthase subunit g
Exons: 1
Coding region: 1-429 (142 amino acids)
Biological process (GO): proton motive force-driven ATP synthesis
Molecular function (GO): proton transmembrane transporter activity
Source: RefSeq, a predicted model, not a curated record